AUGUUCUCGGUCCUCUCGUACGGGCGGCUGGUGGCCCGCGCCGUCCUCGGCGGCCUCUCGCAGACCGACCCCAGGGCCGGUGGCGGCGGCGGCGGUGACUACGGGCUGGUGACGGCCGGCUGCGGCUUCGGCAAAGACUUCCGUAAGGGCCUUCUCAAGAAGGGCGCGUGCUACGGGGACGACGCGUGCUUCGUGGCCCGGCACCGCUCAGCAGACGUGCUCGGGGUUGCUGAUGGUGUAGGAGGAUGGAGAGACUAUGGAGUUGAUCCAUCUCAGUUCUCAGGGACUUUAAUGCGGACGUGUGAACGGUUAGUAAAAGAAGGACGGUUCGUCCCAAGUAAUCCCAUUGGAAUCCUCACCACGAGCUACUGUGAGUUGCUGCAAAAUAAAGUACCCUUGCUUGGUAGCAGUACUGCCUGCAUUGUGGUGCUGGACAGAACUAGCCACCGCUUACACACAGCAAACCUGGGCGAUUCGGGCUUCCUGGUUGUCAGGGGUGGUGAAGUUGUGCACCGAUCAGAUGAGCAGCAGCAUUACUUCAACACUCCAUUCCAGCUCUCAAUUGCACCACCUGAAGCCGAGGGAGUCGUCCUGAGUGACAGCCCAGAUGCUGCUGAUAGCACAUCUUUUGAUGUCCAGUUAGGAGACAUUAUCCUGACGGCAACAGAUGGACUUUUUGACAACAUGCCUGAUUAUAUGAUCCUUCAGGAGCUAAAAAAGUUAAAGAAUUCAAAUUAUGAGAGUAUACAACAGACGGCAAGAAGCAUUGCUGAGCAAGCCCAUGAGCUGGCCUAUGACCCAAAUUAUAUGUCACCUUUUGCACAGUUUGCAUGUGACAAUGGAUUGAAUGUGAGAGGUGGAAAGCCAGAUGACAUCACCGUCCUUCUUUCAAUAGUGGCUGAGUAUACAGACUGA
Puma concolor (puma) is the source of this 915-nucleotide messenger RNA. It is a transcript of the gene PPTC7, whose product is annotated as protein phosphatase targeting COQ7. Gene Ontology annotation, cellular component: mitochondrion. Lineage: Eukaryota; Metazoa; Chordata; Mammalia; Carnivora; Felidae. The record is from RefSeq and is a predicted model, not a curated record. Gene Ontology annotation, biological process: protein dephosphorylation. Gene Ontology annotation, molecular function: protein serine/threonine phosphatase activity.